Molecule: messenger RNA, 1641 nt
Organism: Xyrichtys novacula (pearly razorfish)
Lineage: Eukaryota; Metazoa; Chordata; Actinopteri; Labriformes; Labridae
Source: the annotation of a GenBank genome assembly
AUGAAAAAGAGUUCACGCAGUGUGGUUUUUGUCCCAACUGAUGACAACCCAGUGAAAAUGAGUCUGCCUGUGUCAAGCCUUGACAACACAACACCAGACAGCUUGAAUGUGUGGAUGACAUCCUUAACAGACAAGUACAAAUCCAGACCUGAAACACCAGAGUUUGAAGAGAUGUGCAUGGCUGAUUUUGCUUCUACCUGCAGACUGGUGUAUGGACAACAGACCAAGGGCAAGAAAGUGGUACCUUUGCUGAAUGAACUAGGCUUUAUACAGAGACGAGAAAGUGACAACGCUGCUGUCAUCAGGUAUCGCCGCAUAUCCAAAGAGAAAUACCCUGAGCAGUUUUACGGCACAUUGCUUAGACUGUAUCUUCCAUACAGAUCAGACGAUGAGCUGAAAAGACCAUAUUUUCCCACGUAUGAGUCAUUCUAUGAGAGAGGUGUGGUUCAGCUGCCGUAUUCUGACCGACCCCUGAGUGUGAAACUCAUUGUGAAAAGAAACAGAGAGAGAUAUGAAAAAAACAGUGAGGAAAUUGACUCUGCUCUCGAGGACUUUGAACAGAACAGAGGUGUGGUCGAUGAAUGGUGUAAUUUGGCACCUGAAUCUGAACUGGUGAGGUUGGAGUGUAUCGAUGAACUGGAUGCCAGACAGUGUGAAAAUGUCCAAGAGGAUGUACCGGAUUACAGCAGACAAGCAAAUGCUGCUACAGAGGCUAGAGUCAUGAGAGAGCCCCCUACAAUCGAUCCCACACGGUUACGACAAAUGUAUCAGAGUCUGAACCAGAAACAGGCAUGUGUGUUCUAUGCAGUGAGAGACUGGUGCAUAAAACGAGUCUGUGGACCACAACCAGAGCAGUUUUUCUACUACAUCAAUGGUGGUGCUGGCACUGGAAAGUCACAUCUCAUUAAAUGCAUUCAUUCAGAAGCAUCAAAGAUUCUGAGAACACUACCUAGACGUGCAGAGGAAGCUGACAUCUCAAACCCGACUGUGCUGUUGACUGCUUUCACUGGAACUGCAGCCUUUAACAUCUCUGGAACAACACUGCACUCUCUCCUCAAGCUGCCCAGAAGUUUGAAACCUCCUUUUCAAGGUCUUGGGAACCAACUUGAUGAAAUCAGGUGUGAGCUUUUAAACGCUGAAAUCAUCAUCAUUGAUGAAAUCUCCAUGGUGUCGAAGCCUCUGUUUGCCUAUGUGGAUAUGAGACUGAAACAGAUUAAAGGCAGCCACAGACCCUUUGGAGGAAUGUCAGUCAUUGCUGUGGGAGACUUUUACCAGCUACCGCCUGUGCGACAGUCCAAACCACUCUGUGUCUAUGAUCCAAGUGAGCUUGACCUCUGGAGAGACAACUUCCAGGUGAUCACUUUAGAUGAGAUCAUGCGACAGAAGGAUGACAAAACUUUUGCCGAGAUGCUGAACAGACUCCGUGUGAAAACAAGGUCAGAUGAGCUUUCUGAAGCUGACAGAGCUCUGCUGUCACAGCGUGUCACUGAACCACAACUGUGUCCCUCUGAUGUCCUGCACAUUUUUGCUACAAACAAACAAGUCGCAGAACACAACUCUGCUACACUAUCUCUGCUCCAUUCUGAUAUCACCACCAUUGAUGCAGAUGACUUUAAAAAGACCCACACACUGGACACAUGA